GCUACUUCCAGCAGGAUAACGCACCAUGUCAUAAAGCGUGAAUCAGCUCAGACUGGUUUCUUGAACAUAACAAUGAACUGGAACGGUGGUGGAACGGGAGAUUCACAUCAUGGAUGUGGAGCUGACAAAUCUGCAGCAACUGCAUGAUGCUAUCAUGUCAAUACUGAGGAAUAUUUCCAGUACCUUGUUGAAUCUAUACCAUGGAGGAUUAAGGCAGUUCCGAAGGCAAAAGAGGGUCCAACCCGGUACUAGUAAGGUGUACCUAAUAAAGUGGCCAGUGAGUGUAUGUUUAGCAACACAUCCCUUAACUUGAAUUGCUUUUUAUUCCUUUAAUAAACAUGUAUAUUUUACGACAUCACCAUAUUCCAGGAGGACGAUGCCAAGAUUAUUCACUUAUGUCUGUUUGUAUUUGGGCCAGUCAGUGUUUAUAGGUGUAAAGACUUACUAUUUAACAUUAAUAUCACAAGAGACAGCAAAUUAUAGGUUAUUUGCUCAGAUAUUUAACUUGCAGAAUUAGGUUUUUCUUAUGAAAAGAGAAGCAAGCAAGCUCAAAUUUAAUCCUGCGGAAACAGGAAAACCACAACCUUUAUAUGAUGUAAAUGCACCAUUGUAUAUUUAGCUGACAAACCUGGAUGGAAAACUGUGUGGUGCGAGGCUGUUUAUCGAAACCAAGAAAAAAGUCCCGCUACUUCUCACAAAAAAAAAAAAAACUAUUUCUCAUAAAGAGACAGAGCAAGCACAAAUUCAACAUCCAGAGGCCAAACUCAGGCUUUUAUGUUGUUUUUUAUGAGAGGCUUUAAACAUGGCUGGUGUGAUCGGAUGUGACAGUAUUGGCUUCCUGUUAUAGCCAGAUCGAAUGUUUUGCUUCUAAAAUUCUUCUAAUGGCUUUUAGUCAAAUCGUUUAAUAUUAUGUUGUCGGCAAUUCAAUAUUAAUUCAGCAGUUCAUCGACAUUUCACGAGUGAUCUUCUGUGAUGUGCUGACUGUAAUAAAAACUAUACUUUUUAUAUCGCAUGUUAAGGUUUGCAAGGUUAUGCGAUUCAUAAGAAAUGAUCAAUCAGAUAAGACUUAAUGCCUAAUAAUUCAAAUCAGAGUUUAAUAACACCCUCAAUCUGAGCAAGAGGAAAUAAACAAACCCAUCUUACAAGUAUGUGAAAGUCCUUUAGCAGAAAUCCCUCCCACCAGACACACAACUAGACCACACACAGACUGAAGACCCUUAUCAGACACUGAGAUGGAGAGAGCAAUGAUCUCUGCCGUUACACUUCUCUGUGUUUUGUUGUGUGAAGAGCAGAAAGUGUUUGGGACAGAAGUGAACAUGAGAGUUAAACCAGGAGAAAGCGUCACUCUCUAUUGUGACUGUGCUGUAUCGUUUGGGUCCCACAUUCAUUGGAUGAGAAACUGCUCGCAUGAGAAUCAGCCAUCUCUAGUGAUAGAUCCCUCAUAUAUGUUUUUGGAGACACUUCCUCGUUUCAGUUUUGUGCCGAACAGCUCUAGUAACUCCUAUAAUCUACAUAUUGAGAAUGUCAGUGUCUCUGAUGAAGGAUUGUAUUAUUGUCGAAUUAAUGAAAGAAACGCAAGGACGAGUUCUGAGUACAAGAAUGGAAACUAUACAACACGCCUAUCCGUCUUCGGGUCAGUGUCUCCACACAUGGAAAACAUCAACAUCACCUCCAGACUUCCUGCAUCAGACUGUAGGCUCUGCUUCAUUCUGCUGUUCAUUGUGUGUUCGGUGUGUGUUCUCCUCUUCUCCAUCGGUCUCUACUGCCUCUGUCACAAGAAAACUGCAGUUUCUGCAUCAACACAGACUGAGAAUGGAUAUUAUGAGAAUGAAGCAGAAGUGUGUUACGCCUCACUGAACACACCUUCAAUGCUGAAGAAAAAAGAAGUGCAGCGUUCAGACUUCAGCAUUUACACUGAGGUCCAAACCAACAGAAAAUAGUCAAAGCUAGUUCUGCUGCAAUCUCCGAAGACACAGUACUCAAUAUGUUGAUAUUUAUAAUCUUUUGUUAUCUGUCACUAUGGUAUGAAACAUUAACUCUUGUGUGCUGUUGGCGAUGUUUUCAUCCACUCUGGGGUGAUUUUGAGUCUUGGACAUUUCAUAAACUCUGGGAGAAUGUACUAUCCUUUUUUUUACACUUGUGGCUGUUUUCGCCCCAUUGACUGCCAUUAUAAUGACAUUUUUGCAUAGGCUUAUGCAAAGUGUUAAUGGUGCCAACUAAUGAUCAACUGUAAAAAUUAAACAUUUUACUUUGUCCCAACAAGGAAAACCACCAACAAUCAAAAAUGCAUGAUUAUAUGGUGUCAUGGUUUCGCAAUCAAAAAAUGUGGUUAUAAUGGAAGUCAAUGGGGCAAAAACAGCCGCCUUCAGUAAAUUAGGGAAAGGAAAUAAAGAUCUUAUGCUUCACAAAAACAAUGCAUCAAAGACAAAAACUAUGUCAAGAACUGUAAAAAAAGGUUAAAAAAAAUCCAGUCCGCAAUCACUUUAUACUGAACAUACGCCAUUCUGUGUGUUUUAUCACCAAAUCAGUGACAUCAUUUAUGAAUUUGGCAAUUAAAGA
This is a messenger RNA of Danio aesculapii, 2559 nucleotides long. RefSeq lists its product as uncharacterized. The record is from RefSeq and is a predicted model, not a curated record. The transcript has 5 exons. NCBI's taxonomy places the organism in Eukaryota, Metazoa, Chordata, Actinopteri, Cypriniformes, Danionidae. Bases 1233 to 1940 code for a protein of 235 amino acids. Gene Ontology annotation, biological process: response to bacterium.